AUGAAUUUUUUUAAUAUUGCAUCGCUUUUAUUGAUGACUGCCGUGACCAGUGAAGCUAGAUUCGAAGAUUUUGUUAUCAAGGACAAAAAUGAUUUAAAACGAUUUGGAGACUAUGACGACACAAGCGACGAAUAUUAUGAAGCAGACGAAAAUUCCAUGCUGAAUUUAGAAUCACUGCGUCGGCUAUCCCACGAGGAGCCCGAUAUUAUGAAUAGGUUGAUGGAUAUUUCACUCGAUUUGCUUCCACCAGAUUUGCAGCCGAAAUUUCAACAGUGCUACGCGCAGAGGGAGUUUUCAAGUUGCUUAGAAGAUGACGACAAUUCGCUGCAACUUGUGGAAGUCCUCAAUAUGCUUCGCAGCAAUAUUUAUGAUUUCUUGUAA
This is a messenger RNA of Anastrepha obliqua, 381 nucleotides long. RefSeq lists its product as uncharacterized. The transcript is spliced from 2 exons. The record is from RefSeq and is a predicted model, not a curated record. The coding region runs from base 1 to 381 and encodes 126 amino acids. NCBI's taxonomy places the organism in Eukaryota, Metazoa, Arthropoda, Insecta, Diptera, Tephritidae.